CACGCAGUGAUCGUAUGCCGCGACGCUCGUAAUGGCUUCGUCGGAGAUCGAAGUCACCGAGUCCCCCGGAGCGGCGACCGCCCAAGACCCUCCCGGCGAAGCGGCGGCGGCCGUCGUCGACGUGUUCUCCGCCUCCGCGUACGGCGAUUUGGAGCAACUGAGGAGGUUCGUGGAGCAAGGAGGCGCCUCCCUCUCGACCCCCGACGCUAACGGGUACUACGCUCUCCAGUGGGCCGCCCUCAACAACUUCGCCGACGUCGUCCAGUACAUCAUCGAGAAUGGAGGUAAUGUGAAUGCGACGGACAACUUGAAGCAGACCGCACUGCAUUGGGCUGCCGUUCGGGGAUCCGUUGCGGUUGCGGAUGUGCUUUUGCAAAAUGGAGCUUGGGUAGAGGCAGCUGAUAUAAAUGGGUAUCGGGUACUUGUUGAUUCUCCACAUCUUUCUUUUAAGAUAAUUGUUAUUCUUAUUUUAUUUACUUUCCGUUAG
Messenger RNA from Eucalyptus grandis, 487 nucleotides. RefSeq names its product probable protein S-acyltransferase 23. Bases 32 to 487 code for a protein of 151 amino acids. Lineage: Eukaryota; Viridiplantae; Streptophyta; Magnoliopsida; Myrtales; Myrtaceae. Gene Ontology annotation, cellular component: Golgi membrane. Gene Ontology annotation, biological process: protein palmitoylation. The transcript has 2 exons. The record is from RefSeq and is a predicted model, not a curated record. Gene Ontology annotation, molecular function: protein binding; palmitoyltransferase activity.